AUGGAAAAAAAAUCUGAUAAUCAUUCGACUCCAAAUGGAGAAAGUAGAGGUGAUAAAUUGCACGAUACUUUGUUCCUGCAAUUUACGAUUUACACAGGAUUACUCCCUCUGAUAUUCGGCGGGGCGCAUAUAACAUGGUUGUCGUCUACCUACCCUAGCUUAAUAAACAACAAUAGCUCCAUCAACCCUUUGACCGAACCCGCUGACCUGACGGAUAUCUCGCUCAUCGGGGGUUUACCGAUAUUCGCCGGUCUGUUGGGACCACUUUUUCUCAUCAAACUAUCCGACAAAAUUGGUAGAAAAAUGUUCCUGCAAGCCUCCUCUUUAGGAUUAUUCGGCUGCACCAUAGCCCUAGCGUUUGCUAACCAUGCAGUCCAAAUCCUAGCUUCUAGGUGUAUUCUAUUCAUAAUCCUCAACGCCUACGGGGCUAUAAUCCAAGUUUACAUAGGCGAAAUCUGCGAAGAAACAAAUAGGUCAAAGUACCUUUGUAUCAUGGGGGUGUGCCUACCACUAGGCUUCAUUUACGGGUAUUACUUUGGUCCAAUAUGCUCCUACAGGAUAUUUACUAUUAUCCUCAGCGUUCCUCUACUGCCGUUUUUUGCAGGUUUCUGUUUUGCACCUGAAACUCCCGUUUACCUACUAGCCCGAGGGAAAGUUGAGUCGUGCUUCGAGGCAUUAAAAAAACUUAGAGGGAACAAGAACGCCAAGGAACUUCAAUUAGAAUUGGACAGGAUGCGCCAAGUUUUAGUGGAAACUAACGCCUCAAGUGCGGAUAAAACGUUGCUGCACUUGGUCCUAUUCCGGAGGAAAGAAAUCCGUCUAGCAGCUCUGAUUACUGUGGGUCUUGGUAUGGCGCAACACACGUGCGGAAUGUCCGUCACUACCACCUACCUAGGACCUCUAUUAAACGAAGCUCGAAUUAAUUUAUCAGAAAACACCAUGACCGUUACUGUCGCUGUGAUCCAAACGUUGGGAGUUUUG
Molecule: messenger RNA, 981 nt
Organism: Phyllotreta striolata
Lineage: Eukaryota; Metazoa; Arthropoda; Insecta; Coleoptera; Chrysomelidae
Source: the annotation of a GenBank genome assembly